UAGACACGCGCAGGAAGCGGGGUGUAUCUCCCUCGUCAAUUUCCACGUUUUGAAUUGUUUUGAACGUUUCCUAGCUUGGGACUUGUUGGAUAAAAUAGCAGGAAAACUUUAGAUUUUUCAGUUCAGGACUUCCAAGUUAAGGACUUCAAGGUUUCAAUUUAGCAGACAAGGACUCGUUUAUUUCACCAUAAAUACCUCCAUGGACAACGUGUGCAGCCACAGCUAUUCAGAAGCUUUUCAUCUCUAUUCCUUUGGUUUGAGUUUUAUUGCUCCAAGUUUGGACGAACAAUGACUAUCCUCAUUGAGCAGCCAGAUCUUGACUCACGAGCAGAGAACCAGAAGAUUUAUUCUGAAACCAAUGAGUUGGUAUUAGAUGGUGGAUUUGUGGUGCCUGAAACUGUGUCAAAUGAUGGAUUGGAAGCAGAAGAACUUGUCUCAAACAAUGCAUUCCUGGCACCAGAAAUCAAUUCAUUCGGCCGCUCAUUCAGAGAUUAUGAUGCAGAAAGCGAAAGGCAAAAGAGUGUGGAGGAAUUCUACCGCUUGCAACACAUUCACCAAACAUAUGAUUUUGUGAAGAGAAUGAGAGAGGAGUAUGGGAAAUUGAAUAGAGUGGAGAUGAGCAUAUGGGAAUGUUGUGAACUCCUCAAUGAGGUCGUGGAUGAUAGUGAUCCUGACUUGGAUGAACCUCAAAUCAUGCACUUGUUACAAUCUGCUGAGGCAAUCAGAAAAGAUUAUCCCGAUGAAGAUUGGUUGCACUUGACUGCACUUAUUCAUGAUCUUGGAAAGGUUCUCCUUCUUCCUAGCUUUGGAGGGCUUCCUCAAUGGGCUGUUGUUGGAGACACAUUUCCUCUUGGUUGCGCUUUUGAUGAAUCAAACGUUCACCACAAGUAUUUCAAGGAAAAUCCUGAUUACAACAACCCUGCUUACAACACAAAGUACGGACUUUAUUCUGAAGGAUGCGGACUAGACAAUGUGAUGAUAUCAUGGGGGCACGAUGACUACAUGUACUUGGUGGCCAAGGAAAACGGGACAACUCUACCUCCGGCUGCACUAUUCAUUAUCCGAUACCACUCAUUUUAUCCUUUGCAUAAGGGGGAAGCGUAUAAACACCUAAUGAAUGAGGAGGACGCCAAGAAUUUGCAGUGGCUUAGAGUAUUCAACAAGUAUGACCUUUACAGCAAGAGCAAAGUGCCAAUAGAUGUUGAACAAGUGAAGCCAUAUUAUCUAUCCCUCAUUGAAAAGUAUUUCCCACAAAAGCUCAGAUGGUGAAGCUUAUUGGAAUUUUGAAGCUUCUGGAUUAAGGAAAGAGGAAGGCUACUUGGUGUCGUAUAUAUAAUGCAUGAGUGGAUGCUUAAUUUACAAGAGGAAUAUUGGAAAUGUUUUUAUAAUUGAAGUUGUAGAUCAGUCAUGUGAUUUUUAUGAAUUGUAUUCCUUUGCUGUUUAUUCCAGUAAUUAAUUAAUUCCUUUUGCUCCAAA
Alnus glutinosa is the source of this 1476-nucleotide messenger RNA. RefSeq names its product inositol oxygenase 4. Gene Ontology annotation, molecular function: inositol oxygenase activity; iron ion binding. The record is from RefSeq and is a predicted model, not a curated record. NCBI's taxonomy places the organism in Eukaryota, Viridiplantae, Streptophyta, Magnoliopsida, Fagales, Betulaceae. Gene Ontology annotation, cellular component: cytoplasm. The transcript is spliced from 11 exons. The coding region runs from base 289 to 1269 and encodes 326 amino acids. Gene Ontology annotation, biological process: inositol catabolic process.